AUGCCUGCUCCAUGGCGCGUGACGCGGAGGUACUGGUUUUUGACGGGGCGCUUCCCGUGGAUAGCAUCUGCCAUCGUUUUUGUCAUUCAGUCGAGGCUGUGGCACUUCUUCGCGAAUUUCUCGAAGCCAGAGGAGGUCCCGAUUCGAGGGUGCUCACUUUCCUACGAGGUGCAGUUGCUGCGGCGAUUCGGAUACGACUUGAUUGCGUUUGGCGGGCAUGAUGCCGUGUUCGCGCACGAGUCAGUGCGGAGUGCCUUCCGCGCUUUCACGGAAGUGCCGAUGGACGAAUUUGAUUGCUACAACAAGGUCUCGUGGUAG
Messenger RNA from Symbiodinium necroappetens, 318 nucleotides. The record is from the annotation of a GenBank genome assembly. NCBI's taxonomy places the organism in Eukaryota, Dinophyceae, Suessiales, Symbiodiniaceae.